GACAACGCGCAAAUCGGAGCAAAUGCACACGCGUAAACAAACCAGUUCAAAAGUUAAAAAACCAGUGGGCACGUAACACCGUCACCAGUCCGACAACUACAAACUAAAAUGAUUUCAUGCAUCCGUGUAUUCAGGAACCUGGCAUGUUUGCAUCGGGCUGUGGUCUUCUGUCAUGAAUUUCUGCACUUACGUCAGUGAAAACAACGUGGCCCACACCUCGUCAUUGGCUCUAGUUAGCUGGAGUUCGGUGGAACAGCAGCUUUAAACCCGCUCCUCUGCUGACAGCUGCCCCUGUUCGCGCCCUAAUAGAUGAACACAUCAGCAUCAAAGGACGUUUCCUUCCACCACAGAGUCCCAUCACAGUGUGUGCACAAAUGCAAAGUGAUGAAGGUGAUCUUUGGGAGUCAUUUGCCCAUUAUAACACAAAUGCAGAUGGCACUGUCAACUUGAGCAGGGAUCAUUCAGUUGGGGGUUUAUACUUGGGCUGUGAGCCAAUGGGACUCUUCUGGGGAUUACAGCCUGCUCCUGGUUCAAGAGAAGGUUUGAGGUUGAGGAAAAAAAACGUAGAGACUCCAUACGUAAUGCUCCUGUCAUUACUGGAGGGCCACGUGUCCCCCAGUGAGAGAAAGACGACGGAGCUGGCGGCAGUAAGUACUGAGCGCUGGUACAUGGCACCAGGCGUACGGAGAACAGAGAUCCGCCAGGAUGGAGUUGUGGGGACGUUGUUUUUUCCGCCUGGCCCAGGCCCUUUUCCCGCUGUGUUGGACCUGUGGGGAAUGGGUGGAGGACUGGUAGAGUACCGCGCCGCCCUUUUUGCAUCCAAGGGCUAUGCUAGCUUUUCUCUUGCCUACUUGGGGCACAAAGAUUUGCCUGGACCUCACAAUCGUGUCAAUGUUGGCGAUCCAUAUUUCAAAUCAGCAUACCGCAUACUUCAAGAUCAUCGUCAGGUUGUUGCAGACAGAAUUGGGAUCGUGGGGCUCUCGUUUGGGGCCUACCUGAGCCUCAGAAUUGCCACCAGAGUUGGUGUCAAGCCUUCCUGUUUGGUUUGUAUCAAUGGCCCAGUAGGAAGCACCAUGCUCACACAUGCAGAUGGCCGGACUGAAAACUUUGAAAAUGAGCAGAGAUAUUGGCGGUUUGAUGAUCAAGGCUGUGUGAGUUUUAAAGAAAUGUCCUUGCCUGCAAACCUUCCCCCUGAGAGCAAAGUGAAGCUAGAGGACCUUCCCUGUCCUUUAAUGUACAUAGUGGGUGAAGAUGAUCUAAGUACCUCAAGUAUGGAGAACGCAAACCUGAUCGAGCAAACCCUGAGGGCCGCAGGUAAAUCCCAGCUGUUCACCCUGUUGUCCUACCCCGGUGCCGGUCACCUGAUUGAGCCGCCGUACACACCAAAUUCAAGAGUGUCCCUGUGGAGCUUCAAACCAAGGAAACUGUACACUUUGUGGGGAGGUCAGCCCGCGUCUCAUGCUGCUGCACAGCAGGAUGCCUGGAAGAAGAUCCUGGAUUUCCUGGACAGUCAUCUGAGACGGUGAAUCUGUGGUACAUCUGAAGAUAGGAAAUUCUGACUUCUGUUCAUGAGGGAUUUCAGAUGCAGUGACACCAACGGCCAUUGUAGCAGAUGUAUGUUUCUUUAUGUAUUGUCCUCAUGCAUACAUUUUUAUUAAUGCAACAAACUUUUACUACACCAACCAUGUAACAAAGAAUCAUCUUGUAGUAAAAAACCUUCUCAGACACUAAUAAAAUGUUUCGGACACUC
Molecule: messenger RNA, 1750 nt
Organism: Pungitius pungitius (ninespine stickleback)
Lineage: Eukaryota; Metazoa; Chordata; Actinopteri; Perciformes; Gasterosteidae
Product: peroxisomal succinyl-coenzyme A thioesterase-like
Exons: 12
Coding region: 375-1526 (383 amino acids)
Biological process (GO): fatty acid metabolic process; acyl-CoA metabolic process
Molecular function (GO): fatty acyl-CoA hydrolase activity
Source: RefSeq, a predicted model, not a curated record